Messenger RNA from Kickxella alabastrina, 683 nucleotides. RefSeq lists its product as uncharacterized. The record is from RefSeq and is a predicted model, not a curated record. NCBI's taxonomy places the organism in Eukaryota, Fungi, Kickxellomycota, Kickxellomycetes, Kickxellales, Kickxellaceae. The coding region runs from base 38 to 457 and encodes 139 amino acids. The transcript has a single exon.
CGGACCCGCUGGAGACCACCCGUGCGGUGCCGAUCCCAUGGUUCUGCGCGCAGUGGUGUUUGCUGUUUGUCGCCGAGCAUCGCGCGUGUGCGCGUGCCCAAGCAAAAGUACUACGAGUUGUCGGCGGUGCUGUUGGAUCGACCGCGAGGCGCGCGAAAUGGCAUUUUACGCAGUUGAUCCCUGGGACCCAGCCCCAAGUGUGCGCAGCGGUGGCAGGGCCAUGAUAUGCGCGCGGACCGCCGGUGUUUAUCCACCCCCAGUCGACGAUGUUCUCGGAAAACAGAUACGCCGUCCCGUUUGUCACGUUUUUUGCACUGACGCAGUCGGGCGCAGAAAACCUACAUGCGGGAUGUUACGGUGCCUGGGAUGUACGCUUUGCUGUUGUUUGGCCCGCAGCUGGUCGUUGAUCCCGAAAAUAAGGUUGUCUGUGUUGGGCCCACGGGUGGUUUGGCUGUGAGGGCCUGGCCGAGGGUGGCGGUGUUGGUUAAUCAGCUGAGAAGCCUGUUGGAUGAGCUGCUGAGACGCAAGCUGGACGACCCCCUCCUGCGUAUUGCUGCGCACCCGGUUGUCGAGGCAGUGCUUGAGCUGAUUCGCACCGACGGCAAAUAGGAUCAAGUUUUGAUUAGACAUAACACACACAACAUAGAAUACAUUUAUAGACUGCUUUCAUUAGAAAAUUCAAG